This is a messenger RNA of Funneliformis mosseae, 147 nucleotides long. The record is from the annotation of a GenBank genome assembly. NCBI's taxonomy places the organism in Eukaryota, Fungi, Glomeromycota, Glomeromycetes, Glomerales, Glomeraceae.
ACACUACCAGUAUACAAGAAGUAUACUAUAGACAGACUCUCAAUACCCUUAGAUAUAAAAAUGUACCCAUAUCAACUUUUGAGCGAGCUGUUACCUAUUAUAUUAGAGCUCAAACUGAAACUGAUUCCUUCCAAAAGAAAUUUCAAG